Messenger RNA from Octodon degus (degu), 1200 nucleotides. RefSeq names its product COMM domain containing 9 (gene Commd9). The coding region runs from base 12 to 608 and encodes 198 amino acids. The transcript is spliced from 6 exons. NCBI's taxonomy places the organism in Eukaryota, Metazoa, Chordata, Mammalia, Rodentia, Octodontidae. The record is from RefSeq and is a predicted model, not a curated record.
ACUCUGGAAAGAUGGCCGCCUUGACUGAGGAGGAUUUCGUAGCGCUGCAGAGCCUGCUGAAGGCCUCCUCGAAAGAUGUUGUCAGACAGCUGUGUCAAGAGAGCUUUUCCAGUUCAUCCCUGGACUCAAAGAAACUCUUGGAGAUGACGUGUUCCAGCUUGUCUGUGACCCAAGGGGAGGCCGAGCACCUGCUCCAGGCUCUGCACCGCCUCACCAGGCUUGUGGCCUUCCGGGACCUGUCCUCUGCCCAGUCGAUUCUGGCUCUCUUUCCAGAAAAUUUCCACCAGAACCUCAAAAACCUGCUGACAAAAAUCAUCCUAGAACAUGUAUCUGCAUGGAGAACCGAAGCCCAAGCAAGUCAGAUCUCUCUGCCACGCCUCGUGGACCUGGACUGGAGAGUGGACAUCAAAGCCGCCUCAGACAGCAUCAGCCGCAUGGCCAUUCCCACCUGCCUGCUCCAGAUGAAGAUCCAGGAAGAUCCCAGCCUGUGCGGGGACAAGCCCUCCACGUCUGCUGUGACCGUGGAGCUAAGCAAAGAAACGCUGGACACUAUGCUAGAUGGGCUGGGCCGCAUCCGGGACCAGCUUUCUGCUGUGGCCAGUAAAUGAACCAACCAGCUGCCAGUGCUGCUGCCGUGUUCUGGCCUCCUGUGUCAGUGACAAAGCACCUCCCCUUGAGGCCACACUCAGGCACAGUGGUGGGAUGGAGGGCCUUGCUGCCAUCCACAGGGCACAGGCAGACGGAGAAGCAGCCAGAGCCUCGCUGUUCUCCUUUCUCUCUCUGGAGCAAAUGAACAGAAGCCUCUAUCUUUGAAAGGCCCCUGGGUGCUGGCUGAUUGCUACUGUGCGGUUGAGGGGAGCGCAGGUUCCAGGAGCCGCCCCUGCGUGGCUGUGUGGGGUGUGGAGGCCACACCAUGGAGCUGACCUAAUGAGUCCAUUUCCUACGUUAGCUCUGAUGAGUGAGUUUCCAGCUGGAGAGCAAAUGGAAGCAAAUGGAUGAGGCCAGCUGCUCCUGCCUCUUCGGCAGAGAAGCCGGGCAAAUGUCACGGAGCUGGGUCACCCAACGUGGUGUCUCCCAGGCGUCCCAUAGCUCCCUCACCCCGCUGGACCAUCUCCUUAGCUUGGGAAGUUGGAAUCACUCUGGGGGUGGAUGGUGAGAGUACUGUAAUUGGAAAUAAAUAACAGUUUAUGAUUCUGGUCA